Messenger RNA from Didymodactylos carnosus, 474 nucleotides. NCBI's taxonomy places the organism in Eukaryota, Metazoa, Rotifera, Eurotatoria, Philodinida, Philodinidae. The record is from the annotation of a GenBank genome assembly.
AUGACUGCAUCUACAAUAUCGGGCAAAUGUUUAUGCGGUCAAAUAUCUGUCUCUGUUCCACAAGCUGCAUUCCAUAAAACUGAAAAUAUCGGUCUGUGUUAUUGUAAAAAUUGUCGUCAAAGUGGUGGUUGUCUAGCAUCGUACAAUCUCCAUCUAGCAGAAAGGGAUGUUAAAGUACAAGGUCAACCAAAAAUUUAUCAUGACAACAAUACAGAUAGUGGCACAACACUAGAACGUGCAUUCUGUAAUGAUUGUGGUUCACCAAUCUAUCAUAUAAAUCCAAAGUUUAUUGGUCUAAUUGCUGUGAAAUUGGGUAUCUUCGAUCAACUACCAAAACCUGGUAUGGCUCUCUAUUGUAAAGACCGCCCACACUGGAAUAAAGCAAUUGAUGGUGUAGAAGAACACGAAGAUAUGCCAAAACUGACAGAGCAUUUCAAAAUGUGGUUGCAAAAAUUAUACGAUGGAUCCAUUUAG